AUGCAUAUGGAUAUUAAUCAAUAUUUUUUUAUUUUUAUCGGAUGGUUAGUUCGAACUAGUUAUCAACUUGAUUGUAUUCAAUGUACAAGUCCUAUUCGACAUAUGUCAACCAGUUGGGAUCAUUCAUGUUUGGAUGGCACUUUAUCACCAUUACCAUGUGAAGCAAUAGUUAAUGGAUCAGCACUAACUUUUCAACAAUGUGGAUCAGCUCUUUAUAGAAUAAGUCAACGAGGAAGUGCAGGUAAAAUAUUUACAAUAUUAUUCAUCAACGAUAAGUAA
Molecule: messenger RNA, 279 nt
Organism: Rotaria sp. Silwood1
Lineage: Eukaryota; Metazoa; Rotifera; Eurotatoria; Philodinida; Philodinidae
Source: the annotation of a GenBank genome assembly